Messenger RNA from Rubroshorea leprosula, 1145 nucleotides. Lineage: Eukaryota; Viridiplantae; Streptophyta; Magnoliopsida; Malvales; Dipterocarpaceae. The record is from the annotation of a GenBank genome assembly.
GCUAGAUAAUUAAUUAAUUAAUUAAUAUAAUUUGCUGCAGGCAAAAUUUUUUUCGACUUUACAAGGAAGAUAAAGUGAAACAAUUCUCGCCAACCCCAUACUUGGUGAUGCUAAUGAACCAGAUGGUCCGGAUCCUGAUUGCGCUGCCCUGGGUGCACCCAAACAGCACCCUCCUCUUAAUCGGCAACGUCACCGUCGGCAUCAUUGCACUCUUCUUCGUUAUCCUCUUUCUCAUCUACUCCGAUGGGAAUAAGAGGUUGCAGGUGGGGCUGGUGGUGCUCCUCGAGCUCAUAUUGGUCGUCGUGCUCACCCUUGUUGUCCUCACUCUUUUACACUCCACACGGCGCCGUUCUCUGGCUGUUGGAAUCAUCGGCAAUGUCACAAGCAUCAUGGUGUAUGCCUCGGCCAUUUCAGUCAUGGUCAGUACGCCACAUAUAUGAUUCAUAAUAUAUAUUAAUAUUAAUCAGUGUUAUGAAUUCCGUAUCAUACCGGUAAAUAUGACCAAUACCGAAACGAUAAAUAAUGCAAUUUCGUUUCGGUCAAAAUCCAGACAUUUUGGUCAAAAUUUGGUGUACCGGCCGGAACAUCAAAAUUCCGGCCGGUGUACACUGUCCAAAUUAAAAAAAAAAAAAAAAAUCCUUCCCUUUUCAAACCCCUUGCUUUGAUCUGCUUCGUCUUCUCCCCUUUUCUGGUGGCUGCCGAACCCAGCCGAUACAUCAAAAUUCCGGCCGAUGUACACUGUCCAAAUUAAAAAAAAAAAAAAAAAAGAUCCUUUCCUUUUCCGGUGGCUGCUAAACCCCUUGCUUUGGUCUGCUUCGUCUUCUCCCCUUUUCUGGUGGCUGUCGAACCCUUCUGCUUUGGUGAUUACCGGUGAUGAAGGUGGAGGCUGUGAUGAUGAUGAGAUGCAAGAAGAUUGUCAAGAUCGGAGUCCCCAAGGGGGCUUGGGGCUAGAUCUGCUUCGUCUUCUCUGGUUUCUUUUUUUUUUUUUUUUUUUUAUGGCUGCUUGGUGAUUGGUGAGGGUGAGGGUGAUGGCGAUGAGAGUGAUGAUCAGUAAGGGGAUGGUGAAGAUCCGAGGUGAAAGAACGGAGGUGAUGGUGGCGAUGGUGGAUCUGCAGAAGGGAGAAAAAUCAAGUUUUUUUUUCUGU